CAUUGGGGCACUACACAUACAACUUUUGGGAAUCUGUUUCAUAUGCUGGUCGGUGAUGUUCUACUUUUCUCUAGCAGUAGGAUGUCUUCAAUCAAGGAAAGAGCCGCGGCUCUAAAUCUUGCAGAAAAACUUUCUGUGGGUCCAGCUUUUGGACAAGCCAUUACGCCAGGCCACAAAUGUCUCCAGUGGCGCUCCCUGAUCACCUACCUCAAGUCCAAUGUAACCAUAAAGAAGAGACGUGUCCACAUGAAAUCUCACAGUGACUGCUUCCUGGGCUCAGAGGCUGUGGAUGUUGUGGCAGAACAUCUCAAGCUAUCCAUGAAAUUAGCAGACACAGAUGUGACACGACACAAAGUGGUGUGUGUGUGUCAGGCACUGUUGGAUUGUAAUGUGUUUGAGGUGGUGGGAGCAAAAUCAACGGGGAAAGAGCAGAAGCAGAUGUUUCAGGACAGUAAAAACUAUCUUUACAGGUUCAUUGAGGUACAUAUACCUUCUGUUGACGAGCUGGAGAGGGGUGUUCUUGCAGUGGGACUUCAAACAUUUUUCUGCAAUGUCCUUUCAGAAAAACUGGAGAAGCAGGCAAUUCCCACACCAUCUCAUGUUGAAAUGCUGGAUGUUCCUGAAAUGGAGAGCCUGACACUGGAGGCCCCUGUGGACAGUUUGAGUCUCAAUCCAAGCAAAGAAAAAACAGUGAUAGAUGAGGUAUGGCAGGAACUGACCCUACUCCGUCUCCUGAACCUGGUGGAGCUCCCUGUGUUGGACGGAAUUCUCCAGCGCUGUCUAAAUCCAGUGUCUCCUCAAAAAGCACAGCCACCGCUCCCUCACAUUAAUCCAGAUCUCAUUCACAGCAGCAACCACCUGGACAGGAAGGUCCUCAAGGCUUUCAGGGACUCCCAGGAGGAUCCAUGGCUGUGUGCUGCUCUAGAUUGUCUGGACUUUUUGCCAGACCAGUCAGUGGUGGGCUUGAGUGGGGCUCUACCUUGUUGCUUCUCUGAAGACCCUAGUGGAAUACAGAAGUCUUGUUAUGAACAGCCUCUGCUUUCUUCUAGCAGUUUAAACAAUUAUAAACUUUUGGUUUAUGGAGCACUGGCCAAGCACUACAGCCACACAGACAAAGCUCCACUGAUGCCCCAACACAUGACUGACAUUUACAAAGCUAUCAUUGAACUGCUUGUGACAGCUAAGUUGGGCACUGCUCUGGAGGCCUUGCAGUUGUGUCUAAAGCUGUUGCCCAGCAGCAACAGAGAGGAGCUGCGUCGCCUGCUGACCUUUAUGGCCUUGGCAGCACAACCAGAGGCCAUCAAGCUAGACACUGAAAUGGAAAACAGGCUGGUCGUGAAGAGGGCUUUCUCUAGGACCAUUCUCCAUAGCAAAAGUCUCACAAAGGAAAAAGAAGACCUGAUGGUUGUCUUCAUGCUCAGCAAUAUUCACGACAUAUUUAAGAUCCCUGGUGCCCUGCACAAAGAAGUGAGUGAUAAGUUGGUUCACCUUGUACAAGGGAAGCAGCCCGAUGUGGCCGGCUCCAUGUUCUGUGUGCAAGUCUCAAAGAGAACAUAUGUGGACUCAACAAAAACAACCACCAAUGAUGAACUAUGGAAACUGUUGGACAAUAUUCACUGCAACAUAAAAAUAUCCAGCAAGGAGAGAAAACGCUUACUUCGACAGUUUUACCAGGCACACCCAGAGGUUUUUAACCAAUAUUUUGGUGACUCUGCUGUCUCUCUUCUUUAAACUUUGAGCAAUAAAAAAUAUGCAAAAUGUG
This is a messenger RNA of Periophthalmus magnuspinnatus, 1762 nucleotides long. Its product is annotated as DEP domain-containing protein 7-like. Gene Ontology annotation, biological process: intracellular signal transduction. The transcript is spliced from 12 exons. The coding region runs from base 43 to 1731 and encodes 562 amino acids. The record is from RefSeq and is a predicted model, not a curated record. Lineage: Eukaryota; Metazoa; Chordata; Actinopteri; Gobiiformes; Gobiidae.